AUGCUGUAUUUUCCCCAUUAUCAGAACUCAGAGAUUUCAAUUCCCAAUAUAAAAAAAGGAAAGAGGAUAUCUUUGUUCUUGCUUCAGUUGCCAACUUGCCAUUUCAAGUCCAACCCAGUAGGCCAGUACUCAGAAAGGUCACAACUGAAUAUUUCUUCUCUCUUCUUUCACCCUUCAAAAAUUUAGAAAUUCCUCAAUUUCUGAUGCAGAAGAAAUCAUAAAAUUCUCAAGUGAUGGAUCUGCAAAGAUUGAGCUUGUUUUUCUCUCUUUGUUUUCUUAUAAUAAGUGUUAGAGCUGGGGAUAUAAUUCACCAUGAUGAUAAAGCUCCACAAAAACCUGGGUGUGAGAAUGAUUUCAUCCUGGUGAAAGUGCAAACAUGGAUUGGGGAAAAGGAAGAUGUAGAAUUUGUUGGUGUUGGUGCGAGAUUUGGUACUAGGAUUGUCUCGAAGGAGAAGAAAGCAAACCACUCUCGCCUUACUCUUUCAGACCCUAAAGAUUGUUGCAGUCAGCCAAGAAACAAGCUUGCCGGAGAUGUCAUUAUGGUACAUCGAGGCCACUGCAGAUUCACAACUAAAGCAAAUGUUGCAGAAGCUGCUGGUGCUUCAGCAGUUCUCAUUAUAAAUGAUGCAAAUGAGCUUUACAAGAUGGUCUGUGAACCGGAUGAGACUGAUCUUGAUAUCCAUAUCCCUACGGUUAUGCUCCCUCAAGAUGCUGGUAUAACGUUGGAAAAGAUGCUGUCAAAUAGUUCUUCAGUAUCUGUGCAGCUAUACUCUCCUCGAAGACCAGUAGUGGAUAUUGCCGAAGUGUUUUUAUGGCUUAUGGCAGUUGGCACCGUUCUAUGUGCAUCAUAUUGGUCAGCUUGGAGCGCCAGAGAAGCUGUUGCUGAGCAUGAAAAGCUAUUGGAAGAUGCUUCAGAUGAACUCUCAAAUGUGAGCUAUGGUGGUGUGGUGAACAUCAGCACAAAAUCGGCCCUACUGUUUGUUGUUGUAGCUUCAAGCUUUCUUGUUGUCCUUUACAAAUUGAUGUCGUCUUGGCUCAUUGAGCUUUUGGUGUUGCUUUUUUGCAUUGGCGGUGCCGAGGGGUUACAAACAUGCUUGGUUGCUUUACUUUCAAGGUGGUUCAAUUUGUUCGCACGCUCAUAUGUGAAAGUACCUCUUCUUGGAGCUAUUUCAUACCUUACUUUAGCUGUUUCACCAUUCUGCAUCACAUUUGCAGUCCUUUGGGGAGUUUAUCGAGAUCUUCAUUUUGCCUGGAUUGGUCAAGAUGUGCUUGGAAUUGCUUUGAUAAUUACUGUUAUUCAAAUUGUUCGGAUUCCAAAUCUCAAGGUGGGAACAAUUCUUCUAUCUUGUGCCUUCUUGUAUGACAUAUUUUGGGUCUUUAUCUCAAAGAAGUUAUUCCAUGAGAGUGUUAUGAUUGUGGUAGCCCGUGGUGAUAAAAGUGGGGAGGACGGUAUUCCUAUGUUGCUUAAGAUUCCACGCAUGUUUGACCCAUGGGGUGGCUAUAGCAUCAUUGGUUUUGGUGACAUCCUUUUGCCAGGAUUACUAAUAGCGUUUUCUCUCAGGUAUGAUUGGUUGGCAAAGAAGAGUCUUCGAGCUGGGUACUUCUUGUGGACUAUGAUCGCCUACGGAUUAGGUCUUCUCAUUACUUAUGUCGCUCUUAAUUUAAUGGAUGGACAUGGCCAACCUGCUUUGUUAUACAUUGUCCCUUUUACUUUAGGAACAUUAUUGAUGCUGGGUAAAAAAAGAGGCACUCUCAAGGUUUUAUGGACGAGAGGGGAGCCCGAAAGACCUUGCUCUCAUAUGCAUCUGCAUAUGUCUGAGGAAUCGAAUCAAGAAAAGUAGAUCCUCAGUCUGAAAUUAAUGUAUAAUUACAUAGAAGUUAGGUGUUGUACUUGUACUAAUUCACCUUCAAGGCUUCAAUUUUCUAUUGCCUGGAAGCAGGAAAGAAUGUAAUAUAUGUCGAAUUUGCCAAACUAGUUUAUAUUGUAUAUUUUCAUACUGAGCUCUUGAGCUGGGUGCAAGACCCUCUUAUUAUAUGAGUAAUAGAAAUGAAUUGGUCCUAUCAAA
Chenopodium quinoa (quinoa) is the source of this 2066-nucleotide messenger RNA. RefSeq names its product signal peptide peptidase-like 2. Lineage: Eukaryota; Viridiplantae; Streptophyta; Magnoliopsida; Caryophyllales; Amaranthaceae. Gene Ontology annotation, cellular component: cytoplasmic side of endoplasmic reticulum membrane; Golgi-associated vesicle membrane; lumenal side of endoplasmic reticulum membrane. The transcript has 14 exons. Gene Ontology annotation, molecular function: aspartic endopeptidase activity, intramembrane cleaving. The record is from RefSeq and is a predicted model, not a curated record. Gene Ontology annotation, biological process: membrane protein proteolysis. The coding region runs from base 234 to 1841 and encodes 535 amino acids.